Molecule: messenger RNA, 2442 nt
Organism: Aspergillus alliaceus
Lineage: Eukaryota; Fungi; Ascomycota; Eurotiomycetes; Eurotiales; Aspergillaceae
Exons: 4
Coding region: 1-2442 (813 amino acids)
Source: RefSeq, a predicted model, not a curated record
AUGCGCCUAAUUCACACAGAGCGGUUACAGCUCGAAGAAUUCACGGAUGAUAUCCCACCUUACGCGAUUCUCUCGCAUAGAUGGGGAAAGCAGGAGGUUUCGUUCCAAGAUAUACUUAAUCGAAACCAACAUGCGGAAGGCUACAGAAAAGUGGAACGAUUCUGUGAAGUAGCCAAUCAAAAUGGCUUUGAGUAUGCCUGGAUUGACACUUGUUGCAUCAACAAAGAAAGUAGCGCUGAGCUGUCCGAAGCAAUCAACUCAAUGUUUAGAUGGUAUGAAUCGGCCGGACGGUGUUAUGCCUACCUCUACGAUAUCUCAUCUGAUGGGGACCAGUCUGAUUUGUCCACCAAGAUUAGGAGCAGUGAAUACUUCAAGCGAGGUUGGACUCUACAAGAGCUAAUCGCCCCACCAGAUGUGCGCUUGCUUGCAGAUGACUGGAGUGAAAUAGGUUCAAGAGACUCUUGGUGUUCUUUAAUACACGACAUCACCAAUAUAGAUGAAUCAAUUCUGCGAGGGUCGGCGCAAUUGUCUGGUUUCAGCAUUGCCAGACGAAUGUCAUGGGCCGCUGGGAGGAAGACGACACGAACUGAAGAUGUAGCAUACUGUCUCAUGGGAAUAUUCCACGUUAAUAUGCCAUUACUCUAUGGAGAGGGCGAGAAGGCCUUUGUCAGAUUACAAGAAGAGAUCAUGAAGGAGUCAGCUGACCAGACACUUUUCGCAUGGGAAGCACGUGAGACUUCCGAGAGACUUGCAACUGGCUUGCUUGCACAAUCGCCCGCCGACUUCAAAAACUCCGGGGAUAUCGUACCUUUUUACUUCUCGAAGAAGGAUGCUGCUCCCUUCUCGGUAACGAACCGAGGCAUACGGCUACAUUUGCCCUUCUAUAACAACCUGCUGGUGAAAGACAUACUGGUUCUUGAGUGUCAGGACACUGCACAAAGCUAUAGAACCCUUGUGGGCAUUUACUUGCUGCCGAGUCCUGCCGGGCAGCUUCAAUAUAUGAGACAUAACUCUAGACUCAACAGGGCAAUACCGCUGGGUAAGAUGCGUCACGUCAAGGCUCAAACGAUAUAUGUUCUAAAAACCUCUAACGGUGAAGGAGGGAGCUCUCUGCUACAUGAACAUAAGCCGUACCAUUAUACAGAACCACGCCUCCGUAAGGAGAUAGGUCAAUCAGGAGAGCUUCCGAAAAAGCUUAUUCUUUGUUUCGACGGGGGAAUUACUAGAUAUGACGCAAAACAUCAAUCCAAUAUUGAAAAAAUCCAUGAUAUGCUCUAUGGAACUAACGGCUCCCAGCUUUGCCAUUACCAACGAGUCAAUUCUGAUCGUGCUAGUGACUUUAUAGCGUGUAUGGAUGAUGGAUACACUUGGCUGGUAGAUUACUACAACGUUGGCGAUGAGAUUUUCCUUUUUGGCUUCUCUCACGGGGCCUACAUGGCUCAGGCACUUGCGAAAAUGCUUCAAUUUAUUGGGAUCUUACCUGAAAGCAACGGAAGGUUCAAAGCUGUCUGGGAGAUCUAUCAACACUGGAAUAAUUACGCCUUGAGAGCCGAGCCUGAUGAAAUGUGGGAAGAAAGGGAAAGCUAUUUUAAAAUGAAGGAGUUUAGGGAAAGAUUCUGCAAGCCAGCCAACUUGAUCCCAUUUCUUGGUCUAUUCGACACGACUGUCAUCCGACCUAGAUUUCUCAAAGAAGAAGACGAGCAAACUCCAAUAGCCUCAGAAAUCUCAAAGUCAGCCGGCACCAUCUGUCACGCGGUGUCAAUAGAUGAAUAUCAGGCUGCAUUACGCCCAAUCCUCCUGAGAGAAGAGCUGGGCGAUGGGCUGCGCAUGAAAGGUAUUAAGCAAGUUUGGUUCCCGGGUGGCCAUGCUGAUAUUGGCGGGCUCGUGCCUCUAGAGCCCGGUGAGUUUUGGAGUCUCGGCCACAUCCCUCUGGUCUGGAUGUUCGGAUGUGAUGAGCAUACACAAGUCAGCCCGCUCAAUCUAACCAAUAUAAUGGAGAGUGGCAUUCUAAGUGAACAGUACAACGCAUACAGAGUGAGCCCAGAGUCGGUAUUUUCUACUGAUCAAUUGAAAGACUCGCUGCAUCUUGCGUCCAUACAAGGACACUUACACAACUCCGUAGGCCGCCAGCACACGAUCAAGCGAGAGAUAGCCCAAGCUCUUCUUCCUUAUGCCGCAUACCGAAAGCUGCCCUUUACAAAGCCUCGGGAUCUUCCACUCUUUGCUAAAGUGCAUGCUUCUGCUAUCCGCAGAAUGACCCUGAGAUCAAGCGAUUACCGUCCUGCUAAUGUGAUCAUGAAUCGCGAACCGGGGAGAAACACGACCUUAUAUUCAGCGUAUAAAAAGAAAUCCUUGAUCACAUUCACCGGUUUUGGCGAUAUGAUUGGGCAAUGCUACAUUGUUGUCAACAAAGCUGAAGCUCGGUCAAUUGCGCCAGUCUGA